GCGCAUGUCGACACGUCAGAAAUUCAAGAUGGCGUUCACGUUUUACAGUUUGCUCGAAGCUUGUCUUUUAGUCGUAAAUGCCGUGGCUGUGCUUCACGAAGAACGUUUUUUGGCUAAAGUUGGUUGGGGAACUGACCAACUGUCAGGAUUUGGAGAAGAUAGAGGAACAAAACAUCAAGUCAUUAACCUUAUUCAUUCUGUUAGGACUGUCAUGAGAAUUCCUCUAAUAUUGCUAAACUCGCUGACAAUACUGCUACUACUGUUGAUGGGAUAAUAUCACGUGCAAAAUGCAACAAAACUAUAUACAUUUUAAUGACCUCAAGAGACUCAAUUUGUCAACUGCUACUUGGUAUGGAAAUCAUCAGCAAAUUGUACAGCGACCAAAUGGAGGAACGUGCAUUCUUAGUUUCUACCCCUUCCUCUGAACAUAUCAAGAAACAAUACCAGAAUUUACUACCAGGAAUAAAGAGUUCAAGAUUAA
This is a messenger RNA of Orbicella faveolata, 481 nucleotides long. Its product is annotated as immediate early response 3-interacting protein 1-like. Gene Ontology annotation, cellular component: endoplasmic reticulum membrane; Golgi membrane; COPII-coated ER to Golgi transport vesicle. The record is from RefSeq and is a predicted model, not a curated record. Lineage: Eukaryota; Metazoa; Cnidaria; Anthozoa; Scleractinia; Merulinidae. Gene Ontology annotation, biological process: endoplasmic reticulum to Golgi vesicle-mediated transport.